This is a messenger RNA of Labeo rohita (rohu), 713 nucleotides long. Its product is annotated as membrane-spanning 4-domains subfamily A member 4A. Bases 14 to 409 code for a protein of 131 amino acids. Lineage: Eukaryota; Metazoa; Chordata; Actinopteri; Cypriniformes; Cyprinidae. The record is from RefSeq and is a predicted model, not a curated record. The transcript has 4 exons.
CGGUUCACUUGUAAUGAACAUUUUCAGUGCUUUAACUGCAGGCAUUGCCCUUUUUUUUACUUCACUGGAUUUGGCUAUAGGGCCGCUGUACACUUACCGUUACUGCAAUGAUUAUCAAUGUUAUGAUACGGGAAAAAAGUAUGAGACUCUCUUCAAGGGAAUCAGAGGUGUAUUGCUGUUAUUCACCUUACUUCAGUUUAUCAUCUCCAUCUGUUUGUCAGCAUUUGCUUGUAAAGUCUCAUGUUGCUGUUGUCCUCCUCCUCAGAUGCUGUUUGUUCCACAUACUUUAACUACACAGCCCUCUGAUAUCAGGCCCAAUCAAGAGCUUAACAGCUCAGGGAUACCUGUGGCCAACAGCUCUUCCAUGAAACACAAUUAUGAAGAACCUACAUACAGUAAUUGUGAAUAAAUAUUAAUUAUUAAAAAAAAAAGGUGGGCAAAGUUUGGUCCUGCAGGUGUGUGUGAUGCUUUUGUGGGUUUCCCAAUUAUUUCCUGUCCAUUAUCUUUAAUGUCCUUUCAUCAUUUUAUCAGAUAAUAAUUAACAUUUUUUAGGUCACAUAUUUGUAAACAAAAACUAUUCACGACUAGAUGCUAUUUCAUGAUUUUCUUUUUAGUGAAGUCAAGAACGUUGCAUAAUCAUCAGUGAAACUGUAUACAUUGUUUUGGAUAUCUAUAAUUGAUUCAUACCAUAUAAUCUGUAAGAAUAAAUUUCU